AUGAGUACCGUCCUCACUGGUCGUGUGGCCAGAGCUACCAAUCGCUCCUAUGGUACCACCGAUUCGCCAUCUCCAGAAACAUCCCCAGAUGGCAAUCGCAUAACGGACAAAAAUCCAGCGACGCUCAGCACCACUUCGCUUUCUUCCGAUCUCGCCCCAUUGGCUGAUCCCAGGGGCGAGCAACGGUUCUGGCUCACCAGACUAUUCAAGAAGAAACAGGGCGGCGGCGACAUCCCCAGCUUCGAUCUCGACUCCAUCGCAACGCAGCCAUCGGUCUUUGACUCUCCAGAGACAGCAAAGGAUUAUCAACCACGAGCGGAUUGGGAAAAUAUACAUCGUUUUGACCCUUCGUUUCGGUGGACAUGGCGCGAAGAGUACGCACUGAUCCGGAAGAUUGACGUCAGGAUCCUGGUUUUCACCUGCAUCAUGUUCAUGGCGCUGGAGCUGGACCGGGCAAAUAUACAGCAGGCGUUGACGGAUAACUUCCUCGGUGACUUAAAUAUGACAACAAAUGAUUACAAUCUAGGAAAUACCGUAUUCAAACUUGCCUUCCUAUGCGCCGAGCUCCCUUCGCAGUUGGUGAGCAAAUGGGUUGGUCCGGAUAGAUGGAUUCCAGCACAGAUGGUAUUGUGGUCUAUUGUUGCUUGUGGGCAGUACUGGCUGAAUGGGCGCACGGCGUUUUUGACGUGCAGAGCUCUGUUAGCUAUCUUGCAGGGCGGCUUUAUUCCAGAUAUCAUUUUGUAUCUCUCGUACUUCUACAAGCACCACGAACUCUCUAUCCGACUGAGUUUCUUCUGGACAGCCAUGUCGAUUGCAGAUAUCUUGGCCAGUUUUCUCGCCUUUGGCCUGCUGCAUAUGCGUGGCGUGCUAGGGCAGUCUGGGUGGAGAUGGCUGUUCCUGAUUGAGGGUCUCAUCACACUCGUCGUCGGUAUCCUAGCUUCUGGCCUCAUGCCAGCCGCCCCGACGAAAACAGCAAGUUGGUUUCGGGGGAAAAAUGGCUGGUUCAACGAGCGCGAAGAAAAAAUCAUGGUCAACCGAUGUAUCCGUGAAGACCCCUCCAAGUCCUCCAUGCACAACCGCGAACCCAUCACGCCAAAACUACUACUUAAAUCUCUGGCUGACUAUGACCUUUGGCCGCUGUACAUCAUCGGAGUGGCUUUCCAAAUCCCUAUGAGCACACCGAGCAAUUACCUCACUCUUUCACUCAAGGGGAUUGGAUUCAAUACCUUCCAGACAAAUCUACUCACUAUUCCGAAUAGCGUGUUGCACAUCAUUCUGAUGCUCAUUCUCACUUAUGCGAGUGAGAUAACCGGUCAAUUGACUCUGACGGCGAUGAUUGGUCAGAUCUGGGCCCUGCCAUUUGUGGUGUAUUUGUAUGCAGUCGAUAUAAACAGUGUUAACAAAUGGUUGGCAUGGGUGAUAAUGAUGCUAUUGCUCAGCUACCCUAACGCCCAUCCCAUCCAGGUAGGCUGGAACUCACGCAACUCCAACACCGUGCGAUCGCGCACCGUCUCCGCCGCCGCAUACAACAUGUGCGUACAAGCAGGCGGUAUAAUCGCGUCAAAUAUCUACCGAGCCGAUGACGCACCUCGAUACAAGCGCGGCAAUCGCGUGCUUGUGAUUCUUUGCAGUGUCAAUAUUCUCAUCUACCUACUCACAAAGGCGUACUAUGUGUGGCGGAACAGCUCGCGGGAUAAGAAGUGGAAUGGUUUGAGUGAACAAGAGAAACAUAUCUACCUAGAGACGACGACAGAUGAGGGCAGUAAACGGCUGGAUUUUAGAUUUGCGCACUAG
Molecule: messenger RNA, 1794 nt
Organism: Talaromyces rugulosus
Lineage: Eukaryota; Fungi; Ascomycota; Eurotiomycetes; Eurotiales; Trichocomaceae
Exons: 6
Coding region: 1-1794 (597 amino acids)
Biological process (GO): transmembrane transport
Cellular component (GO): membrane
Molecular function (GO): transmembrane transporter activity
Source: RefSeq, a predicted model, not a curated record